AUGAUGGCAAAAAUAGUGGGACUCUUAGUGCUGCAGUUGAUCGCUAUUCUGACGUUUUCUGCAGGUUUUUUCCCCCAAAAAUCCGUCUUGAAAGGCGAUGCCGAGUUCUUAUACCAUCCAGAGGCACACCAGCACAUAACACCGCGUUUUGAGAAACUCGUUCUGGUGGUUAUCGAUGCUCUGAGAGCUGAUUAUCUCUUCCAAGAUGAAAUGAGCCAGUUUAGAUUUGUGCACGAGCUUUUGAAUAAGGGCAACGCAUGGGGUUAUACUGCAUAUUCGAAUCCUCCCACCGUGACGCUUCCUAGAUUGAAAGGGAUCGCCACAGGGUCCACUCCCAACUUUUUGGAUGCAAUUCUGAAUGUGGCCGGAGAUGACUCAUCCUCGAGCCUAGAGGAUCAAGAUUCGUGGCUGCGACAAUUUCGCGUAAGGGAACAAACCAUCAACUUUUUCGGUGAUGACACUUGGUUGAAGCUGUUCCCCAGACAUUUCUUUAACGAAGUUGAUGGAACGAGCUCGUUUUUCGUUAGCGACUUCGAGGAAGUCGAUUAUAAUGUUUCGAGGCAUCUGCCUCAACAACUGGCAUCUCAGAACACUUGGGACGUGAUGAUUCUUCAUUAUCUGGGAUUAGAUCAUAUUGGGCACAAGGGAGGAGCUUUUUCCACCUUUAUGCGGCCCAAGCAUCGAGAAAUGGAUUCUGUCAUCGAGCAAAUUUACAGCUCUGUUGACGAAGACACGUUAAUAUGUGUGAUGGGAGACCAUGGAAUGAAUGAUAUAGGCAAUCAUGGCGGCUCUUCUGCUGGCGAAACCUCUUCAGGAAUGGUUUUCAUCUCGAAAAAGCUGGAAAACUACGACAAGCCUGCGGCUCAGCAGCACGAAAAGCUUCCUAUAGAGACAAAAAGUGAGGAUUACAAAUACUUGACAAGAGUUAAUCAAAUCGACCUAGUUCCUACACUAGCGACGCUUUUCAAUUUUCCUAUCCCGAAAAAUAGCAUCGGGGUUCUAAUACCGGACUUCCUACGUUUGUUCUCGCCGCAUGAAGCACUGGUCAAGCUGAAGGACAACUAUCAGCAAAUAUUGAGUGCUGCUGGUCAGCAACACAAACAACUUGAUGGCGUCAAGGCUCACAUCGAGCACAUGAGGGACCUUCAGGAGGAUCUGGCUAAGACCGCGACAAACUACAACUAUAAACUCCUGAGUAUUGGAUUCGUUUUACUCUUUUUGGUGACACUUAAAGUCGGUGCGCUCAGUAAUAAGGAACUUAAUUCCUCAAUCGCACUACAUUUAUUAGUUGCUGUCUCUCUUUUACUCAGCUUUAGCACAUUUGGCAGUAGUUUUGUGGAAGAAGAACACCAGUUGUGGUGGUGGUCCUCGGUGGGGCUUGUGGGACUUUCAUUCGUCAAGGCGCCACGCCGAGCAGUCUCUAUUUUUCUAAUACUGGCGGGACUCAGGUUCAUACGUGGCUGGAAUAAUAGUGGUCAGAAAUACAUCUACGAGCACACUAUGUCAGAGAUUUUAAAGCGUCACUAUCAUUGGCAGUGGGUUUUAAAUGCAGUCACAAUACUCGCCGUACCACUUGGGAGACGCAAUCAGACCUUGAGAUCAAACCUAACUGGUUUCUCGCUUUCUGCUGUAUGCCUGGUAUACAAAGCAGCCUGGAAUGUGGUGAAUGGUGAGCAGGUUCCCGCUUGGCUACAAAAGGUUUUACUGGAAAUUCUGCCAGAUGCUGCCAAAAGUGCAGACCCGAUAGAAGCACUAAAGACUCAGCUCGUCCCAAUGGCCAGACUAUUUUUCGGUGCCGCAUUGGGGCUGGUUUUACUCGAGCUGCUCUUGCAUCGGCUCAAUCGCCAGAGCGAUGGCCUGCUGGAAAAGAUUCAUUCAACAAUCACGACCAUUCUGAUCUUCCAAACGUCUUCCACAAACAUCCCACAAUUUUUGGUGUUCCAGAUAAUUGCACCCUUGAUAGAGUCGUUAUGGCGUCGCUUGUGGGGCUCGAAUGUUACUGCUCUGAUGACCAUUGGACUAGUCCUGCAGCAUUUGACAUUUUUCCAAUUCGGCAGCACCAACUCCAUUGCCACCGUUAAUCUUACGAACGCGUACAACGGGGUAUCUGAGAACUACAACAUCCACGUCGUGGGGUUUUUGAUGUGUGUGGGCAACUUUGCACCCGCUAUCUACUGGUCCACUGCAUGUUUGAAAAUACUCUACACAAGAAAACCGCAAUACAACAAAUGGCAGUUGUUCGCUGCUUCACGCUUGCCAGCACUACUGUUCUACUGUAUAUUCGGAUGCUUCUUACUAGGGUCGUGUGUCAUUCAGCGUUACCACCUGUUCAUCUGGAGCGUAUUCAGUCCCAAGCUCUGCUAUUACGUAAGCUGGAACUUAUUUAUGCACGCUGUGGUCGGGUGGGUGCUGGAGGGUUUGGUUGUUGUCCUUAGCUGA
Molecule: messenger RNA, 2439 nt
Organism: Lachancea meyersii CBS 8951
Lineage: Eukaryota; Fungi; Ascomycota; Saccharomycetes; Saccharomycetales; Saccharomycetaceae
Source: the annotation of a GenBank genome assembly